CAUCUGUGUGUACUCAGAGACAGGAUGUACUGCCUAAUGCCGAGGCUGUCUGCUGGGAAUAGAAACUCAGCACCCCAUGGGAAAUGAGGAAGUAGAAAGAGAAAUCAGCAAGCUCAGCUAUCUAGUUCCAAUCUGUUUCUGACAUGUUGUGCUCCCUAGUAAACCUGGAUGAAAUCCUGAGGAAAUAGCAACUGUUGCCCCCCAUUUCUAGGAAUAUGUGAGAAAAUCUCCCCAGAGUAGUUACAACAGAAAUCUCUCUUUUUUUUAAUGUAAUUUUUGUUUGUUAUUAAAAGGUGCAGGUUUACACUGGUGCGGAUGCGUAUUGCAGUGGGGCUCUGAACGUAUGUCCAUUUCUUGAGGGGAAAAACGAACUGACAGUUCAGCUGCUGCUUCUGAGACACAGCUUCAAGAGGGCAAGGGGAGGAGGAAUGACUUGGAAAACAAGUAUAAGCAUAUAGAAGUAAAGGUCUGGAGACCAUGGGAGAGGUACUUAGAGGCAGCAGAGACUGGAGGAAGCUGGAAACUUGUGACUAUAUGAACUAUUCUCUGAGAAAAUCACAAAAUCAGAUGGAAUCCAGAGGAAAAAAAAUCACCUUUGGUGAUGUUCAGACAAAAACCUCAAAGAAAGAAUAUCAUUCCCAAUGGAGAUAAGCCACUCACAGAAUCAUAGAAUUGUAGAAUUGUUUGAGUUGGAAGGGAUCCUUGAAGGUCAUUUGGUCCAACUCCUCUGCAAUGUACAGAGACACCUCCAGCUCAAUCAGGUUGCUCAGAGCCUCAUCCAGCCUGCCCUUGAGUGUCUCCAAGGAGACUCCGAUCCCCUGGAUCCUAUUAGAGAUGCAGCACACAGCUGCGUUGGUGCUGUGUCACCUGUCUAGAAAAGGCACCAAAGCCUGACAGGAUACUUUGAAGUGGUGCUGCCUUUGCUGCUCACCUGCUGAGCUGGAAAAAUGUUGGACCUGAUCUGGGAUACUUUGGGGAAACUGCUUCCCAGCAAUGCUGGACCAAAGUUGUGUGAGAUGCACUGAAGGUGUUGGGUGGCUGGAGCAAACAGGUGCUUCUUGAUGCCUUACCUGGCAACAUCAUUUAUCAUUGCACCACUGCCAGCCAACCACAGUGUGUACCAAGCAGUUGGGAGUAGACUUGGAGUCUGUACCCUGUUUCAUAUGCAACCUCAAGAUAAGGUAUAUUUAAGAUAUUAUUUUGGCCCAUGAAUAGAAUUUGGCUUACAGCCAUAGCAAAGACUUGGUUCAAAGUUAAUCAGAAACGCCAUUAAACACCUUGCAUAAUGAACCUGUGAGUUUCAGCUGGCAAAUCACCUGGAAAAAUUCACACCAAACUCUUGAAUAAAGGAGGGAGCUUUCUCUACCCAUGACCUUGCAAAGGACCUCUGGAAAAACCCAUUUUCAACGCAGACCCUGGCUCCACCCCUUCACAACAUAACUUGAACUCUUGCUUUAGAAAUCCAAUAAAACAGCCAACUUUCCCUGCCUGGAGAUCAUAUAUUAGUCACCCCACAGUCACAACUUCAGAUUGUAGCAGGGGCCACUCAAAAAUCCUCCACAGUUUUGGGGCUGCAAGCAGCAUCACGUGAAUAAACUUAUUUAUGUGCUACUCUUUCACACGGUGAGCAAGAGCUCAAAGUCCUCCCUGCGAUGCUGGUGCUGCUGCUGCAGAUCACACUGAGCUGCCUCUGGCUGGGACGUGGUGAGGUGGUGACAUCCUUUGAAAGUUCAUGCCCUCAGUUUUUCUUCCGGGAAACACCCCCAAAUGAAGCCCUGGAGCCAGAGAACCCAGCCUGGAUCUGCCAGCGUUACAAGAAUCAGUAUUAUUUUGCCACCCUGUAUGACAGGAGCAGGCGUAUUCCCGUGUACUCUGCUUACCUGUACCAACCAGGACCUGGCACAAGACCUAAAACCUGGCUGGUGGAACCCCAGCUGAUGGGUCUGAGUUACCCCAAAACAAUGGAAAGAGAAUGGACACUCUCAAAAUAUUUCAACGUCACUUCAGAGCAGCUUGGCGAGAGCCAGGCUAUCCUCCGGGAUUACAAGAACUUGACGGGUUUGAACCGCGGCCAUUUGAACCCCAGUGGACAUCACUCGGACUCCAGCAGCAGGACAGCAACAUUCAGCCUCACCAACAUCGUGCCUCAAGAUGAGAAACUCAAUGGUGGUGCCUGGAACAACUACGAGCAGCAAACCAUGAUGAGGAGGACGGUGGGCUGUAACAAGACCUAUGUUGUAGUGGGUGCUGUGCCUGGGAACAACUAUAUCGCCAAGGGCAGAGUGAAUAAGCCCAGCCACAUCUGGUCGAGUGCUUGCUGUGAGGUGGACCAAAACCAUAGGGAGGCUUGGGGGGUCAUUGCUGAGAAUGACAAGAAUGAGGUACAGCUCCUCACGCUGGGAGAGCUGGAGGAGGUACUGACCCACCUUUAUGGGCGGGAUCAGGUUUAUCUGUUUGAUAGUGACUGUCCCAGGGAAUAAGCCCUGUUUCACAUCUUAGGUAUCCUACCAUACCCACCAGCAUUUGUACCCCCUACUUCCCUCUCUAGGGGUUUUCCAUCUGUUUCUCAGAGCCUCUUCUUUGAAAAUAAAAGGAAGAAAGAGGCCAGUAAGGCCUCUGGCUCAUUUGCUUUCCUACUCUGCUGCCCACCCUUGCAAUGAUGGUUCUGGGAUGAGUCCCUGAAAGCUCUGGAGAGACAGUCUGAAUACCAGUCCAUGGAUAAGGAAUCAGUUUGUCCUUAAGACUAGAGAUGUAUUGCUUUUUGUGCCUUCCUAUUUCUCCAUGCCCACAUACAGAUUGCGGUUCCUUACCCUCUUUCAUUCAUCAUCACUGUUAACACGCUGCUGACUUAUCCAUUGCCUCCUCAGGAAAGUUCCCAGGCAAGGUUGGCUCAUGUAAUCCAUGGAUUAUCCAGAUUCCUCCUUGGAGAUACUCAAAAUCCAUCUGGACUUUGUAGUGGACAACCUGCUCUGGCAAGGGCAAAAGUAAAGGGCAGACAGAAAGAGGAAAGUGGAAAGGAGGAAGGCUAGUAAUCAUGGGAGGAACAUCACAAGUCUGUUGAGCUCCAUAGAUAAGUAAAAUAAGAAGGAAGGAGAUAACCUGCAUCUAAUCUCUAAGCUCCCUAACUCUGAAUUUACAUGAAGGCCAUGCUUAUGUAAAUUUAUUAGCACGUUUCUGUUUGCUUGGUUCUGGAUCGUGUACCUUGAGAGCAAGAGCUGAGCUAUUAGGCAGCCAGGCUCAGGGAUUAGAUAUACAGCAGACUUUGACCAGCCCAAGAUAAAUUUCUGUGAUGUCUUUGAGGGAUAACUUCAUUCUCUGCCCUACUUCUGAACCUUUUCUGCAGAUUUAUAUGUGAUUGAUUUAUUUUUUUCCAUUGUAAUAUGUAUUCAGUGGGUAUAAAAUUCAAUAUAUGCCAUACAAUUCUGUUCCUGAGUCGUUUAUGAUAUAAAUUAUUUGCUCCAAUGUUGGAUCCUA
This is a messenger RNA of Coturnix japonica (Japanese quail), 3474 nucleotides long. NCBI's taxonomy places the organism in Eukaryota, Metazoa, Chordata, Aves, Galliformes, Phasianidae. The record is from RefSeq and is a predicted model, not a curated record.